AUGACCGAUCCUCGACACACUCUUAUUACCUCGAUUUGUUGGAUUGAACGGGGUGUUGCUGCCGAGAAACCUCAAUAUGUCAAACUCGAGCCGCAGACGAUAAGUGAGCUGAUCCAGGGCUCUCAUCCCGAGAACACCGAGGAUGAUCAGACCUCUGAUGCUGAUAUGGAGGAGUCGGAAGAGCAGCCAAAGACCAAAGGGAUCAGAGGAAGCAAAGCAAACGCAAAACCGGAAGAUCCGGACGACAAGUACAACUUGGAGAAUUAUGAUAACGAAAAAGUGGUGUAAGUUCGAUUUUCUUUCUGUUUUUUGUUUUUAGAAGAUGAUGUGAAGGUCAAGGAAGCUGUGGGGACACUUUAUUUUAUAGAUUUGGAGGUAUUUCAAGGUGAAAUAGAGAGAUUUUGGCUGAGCCCCACUUUUCCCUAGUGUAAUGUCGAAAAAUGUCGUAAAGUCCCGUUUUUGAUCAAAAUUUUUGGUGAAUUUUUUGUUCCAAUUGUAAAAUACGUUUUGGUAUUCGAUUUCCACUCAGGUUUCUUUUCCUUGGACACGUUUUUUCACUCAAAAUUUGAUCACCUUCCACUAGCACAUCCAAAAAAAUGAAAUUCUAUUUUGUUUCAUUCCGGAUCAAGGAAAUUUUUUCAGUGAGCCCUCAAUGAAAGGUCUAUCUGUCUUUGCCAACAACUUGGAAGAUCCGUAUGUUACAAAAACCAUCGACAGUGAAGAUGAAGCCGAAAUUGAAGAUUUGAAGGUGAAACCUGAAGAUAAUCUGGUUGCAGCGGCAAAGUUCGAAGGGGUAAGUUGGGUAAAAUACCAAACAUUGUUUGUGAAGUAUGCAAUUUGGCUUUUUACAUGAUUAUUUAUGAAUUUUUGGAGUGAAAAUUUGAUUUUCUACCUUAUUUUAGGUGGAAAAUUAAAAUUUUUUGUCGAAAACCAAAAUUAGUUUUCAGUUUGAAGCUUAAAAUACUUUCAGGAUGACACAACACUCGUGGUCUACCUCUACAACACCAACGGCGACUUCUACGUCCACCACGAUUAUCCCGUUUCAGCUCCCAUCCUCUGCAUGGAGCAUAUAAAAUACGAUCCCGGAGUCGAAGACCGCAAAGGGAAUUUGUUGGCGGUCGGCACAAUGAACCCCGUCAUCGAACUGUGGGAUCUGGACAUUGUGAAUGCGGUCAAACCGUUGGGAACUUUGGGCGAAACUCAGAAAAAGGGCCGCAAAAAGCGGGAUGGCUCGGGUCAAGGGCACAAAGACGCGGUGCUGAGCUUGGCCUGGAACCGAGAGGCCGAUCAUUUGUUGGCCAGCGGAGGAGCGGACGAGAUUGUGGUGCUGUGGGAUCUGGACGAAGCUAAGCCAGCCCAGAAUAUUAGACUAGAUGGAAUGGUAAGGAGAAGAUAAAAUAAGAUGGAUUUUGGAUAAGAAUGGGCUUGAAAAUUGUUGAGAGGAGUCUAAAUAUCACCAAAGAGCUGUUAGAUUUAUGGAAAGAGAAUUUGCGAAGUUCAAAAAAGCUUUCAUUUUUGAAAUUUUUAUUUUUGUUGGUUGUUUUAGAUAAAAAGGUGAAUUUCUCGAAGUGCAAAGCUCAGAUUUUUUUCAAAUUUUCUUCUGUAUGUUCUAUAUAGCCCACAGAAUUAUCCCUUAAAAUUUUAGCUCGUGCUUUGCAAAGUUAGUCGUGAUUUUCAACGAUUUUUUUGGAAAAAAUCGAUUUUUUCGAAAUUUUACAGUGAUGGACCUGAUCCAGUGGCCAAAAGCGUACCAUUUUGUAUCCAGGAAGUAUCGAAAAAAGUAGCAAAAUGCCUCCAUCUCCAAGUGAAAAAACUCCGUUUGUGAGGCGCGUUUUUGAAAUCGGAGUUUUUUCACUUGGAGAAGGAGGUAUUUUGCUAAAUUUUUUGAUAGUUCCCGGAUACAAAAUGGUCCGUUUUUUGCCAUUGGAUCAGGUCCGUCGCUGUAAAUUUCAAAAAUCGAUUUUUCCCAAAAAAAUCGUUGAAUAUACCGACUGAUUUUGGAAAGCACGAGCAAAAAUUUUAAGGGAUGAUUCUGUGGGAUAUACAGAACAUACAGAAGAAAAUUUGAAAAAAAAACUGAAGUUUGCACUUCGAGAAAUUCACCUUUUUAUCUAAAACAACUAACAAACAUAAAAAUUUCAAAAAUGAAAACUUUUUUGAACUUCGCAAAUUCUCUUUCCAUAAAUCUAAUGACUCUUUGGUGCUUUUUAGACUCCUCUCAACAAUCUUCAAGCCCAUUCUCAUCCAAAAUCUAUCUUCUUUUAUCUUCUCCUUACCAUUCCAUCUAAAAAAAAGUUUUUUUUUGCCUCUGGAUUAUGUCCGCCACUGUUUUGGCCGGAAGAAUUUUUUCAAUUUUUCCCUAUUUCCAGGUCCAAACCCUCGACUGGCAGCCCGGACAGGCGUCGGUGAUCCUCUCGGGCACCCGUUCCGGCAAGGUUCAGAUCAAUGAUUGCCAGUCGAAUCAGGUCAUUGAGUUGUUUGAAGACAAAAACAUUGAGAUUGAAAAGGUUCAUUGGGACCGAUUCAACGAAAACAAACUUUUUGUUUUGGGCAGCGACGGAGUUUUGAGGUAUUUUGAUGCGAAAAAUCCGAAAACCGUGCUCUGCGAGGCGAAAUGCCAUGAAGCGGAAGGUGCUGUGUUCAGUCAGAGCACCAGAAAUGGGCUGUUCACGACAGCGGGAGAGGAGGUAAGUCGUUUUGAAAAUUGUUUUUGGAGUUUUAGGGAAAGUUUGAGAAUUUUUUUGGACUUGGAAAUUUUUUGGUGCUACGGCUUUUUGGGUCAGCGACAGUUCGGGUCAACGCAAAAUCGAUCGAUACGGGGCGUUGGGAAGGUGGAUAUUACGCUCAAAAGUGCAGAGACAUUUUCCGGCCUUUUUUGCACCGCACCGUGCAUGUUGCGCGACGAAGUCCAUUUUGCACUGUGCAAAUUCUUUUCGCACGCCCAAAGUUCGCAGCGACACAGCUUAGAAAAGCUUACGUCGCAGCGAUAUCCGGUUGCACAGUGCAAAAGGUCAAAUGCACCCCGCAAAAAGGAGGUUUGUGCACGGUGCGGCCCACGACAAAAUGUCUCUGCACUUUUGAAAAAGCGUAAUACUCAAAAAAUAAGGCUAUAGGAAGUGCCUACGAGGCCUGACAAAGCCGUUUGAUGGUCGGCGGACGGUCGGUGGAGACUUGGCGAAGACUCGCAAUAUGUCCAGUUUUUCUAAUUUUAGCUAUUACUAACGUUAGUUUUCUUUACCCUGAGUUAUUGCAACAUAUAAAAGACCAAAAUUUGCGGCAAAAAACGAGGAUCCGUAACUUUUAUCUAGACAUUAUUGAUGUGAGUACAUGUAAAAUACCUCAAAAUAGGUGAUAAGCUAUCCUAGGACUCGAUCAAUCUUAUUAUUUCUACUAACUAAGCCUUCCCCUAGCCUCCCUCAUGCAUACAACGACGACCUUGCGGGUCAGCGACGGUUCGGGUCAAAUGCAUAGGAGAGGCUAGGAGAAGGCUUAGUUAGUAGAAAUAAUAAGAUUGAUCGGGUACCAGCAUAGCUUAUUACCUAUUUUGAGGUAUUUUACAUGUACUCACAUCAAUAAUGUCUAGAUAAAAGUUACGGAUCUUCUUUUUUUGCCGCAAAUUUUAGUUUUUUAUAUGUUACAAUAACUCGGGGUAAUGAAAACUAAGGUUAGUAAUAGCCAAAAUUUGAAAAAGUGGACAUAUUGCAAGUCUUCGCCAAGUCUCCGCCGAGCGUCCGCUGACCAUCCAGCGACUAUGCCAGGCCUCGUAGGCACUUCUUACAACCUUUUUUUUCACUAUCCACCUGCCCUACGCCCCGUUAUCGAUCGAUUUUGCGUUGACCCGAAAAGUCGGGACCCGAAUUUUCUUGGCCAAAUAACCACGGAUAACAUGCGUAUUUUACCCCCAAUUUUCAGGAACUCAAAGUUUGGGCCCUGGAAGGCGACAAAUUCCAACUCUUGAACACCGAAUCUCUGAAUCUCGGAACAAUCAGGUCCGCCGCUUUCUGUCCCAACGCUCCGAACGUCAUACUGGUCGGUGGAGAGAAGCGGGAACUCAUAAAAGUCUAUGAUAUUGCCAAAAGAUCGAAUGUAACCGACAAGUUCCCGGAUCUGAAUCCCACCGCCGAACCCGAGGAAUUGGAGCCAAAUCAAGCUCAGGAAGAGGAAAUGGACGAAUAA
Messenger RNA from Bursaphelenchus xylophilus (pine wood nematode), 4176 nucleotides. The record is from the annotation of a GenBank genome assembly. NCBI's taxonomy places the organism in Eukaryota, Metazoa, Nematoda, Chromadorea, Rhabditida, Aphelenchoididae.